AUGUCGGCCGUGCUCAUUAUGCGCAUUAGCCAGAUGCGCUGGCCUACUGGGCAUAUCGGAUGCACGGACAUAUGCGAGUACUGUCACUGCGAGCGUCAUUCGCAUACAGUAACCUGUACCGGAUAUAAUAUACUUCUGCGAUCGGUUGUUGCACCGCCGUGGGCGCAGAUGCUUCAUUUCCACCACAUGUCACUGCGACAUUUACCACAUUUCGCGUACAAUGAAAAUAUCAGAUCCCUUCGGGUCAACUUCUGCGGUCUGAGCCACGUGCACCCCCUGUCGCUCUCCUCGCUACCGAAUCUGGAAAGCCUACAUUUGGCGGAUAACUUGCUGACCAAUUUGCCGGUCGAAUGUUUCUUUGACCUCAGCAAGCUGAGAGUUGUUAACCUGGCUCGCAAUCUGAUUCGGGAUUUGGAUGCAAUUACUGAAAUGCUCCCGCGGAACCACAUUCUGGAGCAAUUAAGCCUGGAGGGCAACCCGGUGCAGAGCAGCUCCGCCGUCGCCCGGCUUCCAUUGGCACGGCAACUAUAUCUGGCCGAUCUGAACAUGCAAACGAUCAAUGAGACCGCGAUCACUUUCCUGCCCAGUACCAUCUGCACGAGCUCUCAGAGCUGUCGCAGCUUACGCAUCCCGGCGGAGCAGUGGUCCAUCCUGCGCACGCUGGACCUUUCAGCGCAGGAGGAGCUUAGCUUACAGCCCUCGCUGCUUCGUGCUCUGAACAACGUGAGUACGUUAGAUCUCGGGACCGUGAAACUUCCUAGUUCAUUCCCGGAUUGGUUACGCCUCUCUAGCCUGGUACGCCAUCUGAACAUUGCGUCCACUAUUUUCCCUCACACCAAUCACUCGUGGCAGUGGUGCGGCGAGCGCCUGGAAUCGCUGGAUGUGUCAUAUACCACUCUGCAUAGCCUCAUCAUCCCUAGCCACUGCACCAUUCGUUAUCUGAAGGCAAAUGGUAAUCAUUUGAGAGAGGUUUCUUUGGGUGCCAGUUCACUGGAAGCUGUCUUCCUCGAGCGAAAUGAAUUGGCCUUCUGGGUUGAGCCACCGCCUGGAAUUGCACUAACUCAGUUGCUCACGCUUUCGCUAGCUUCCAAUAGGAUUCGCUGGUUGCCCAAGAAUGCUCUGGCACAUUACCCGCAGCUGCAGCAUUUGGACAUCUCGCACAAUCUACUAGCCAAUUUGUCGGCGCACUCCUUCCCCAGUAUUGGUAUGCAGAUUCGCUCGAUCAACAUGUCCCAUAACAAGCUGUCGCAGUUUACGCACCCUGUACUGCCUUCGUUGGUGCUUCUGGAUCUCUCGAGCAAUGCUCUGACGGGCCUGGAGCCCGAUUUACUUGCUGGCCUACCGUUGUUGCAGCAUUUUUAUCUGAACUCGAAUGUGGAUUUGUUCUCUAAAUGUAUUCGGUGGUCUCAGUGCUGGCUGAGGUCGUUGGAUCAGCUUGUGAAUCUGAUCGACCUAGAUUUAUCGGACUGCAGUUUAGAAUGGCAACCUGAUCUUUCCGGCUUUCAGGCGCUGAACAGACUCGGCCUUUCCAGAAACAAACUUUCUAACCUAGACGUAGCUUUGCUACCCAGUAGUGUCCGCCAUCUGGACUAUCCGUUGAGAAGUUAUCUGGACAACGUGAGACCCUGCGUUUCGGUCACGUCAGCAUGGCUUCCGACGCUGCUCAACGUGGUCUGUCUACUGCUCGCAGUCGCACUGCUUCUCACUCUUGCCGCUUUUGUAGCAAGCAAGAGAAAUUCGCAUCGCUGCAGCCCGUUUUCGUUCACUUACAAACCACUUCAAACAAGCGAAACACAAGGAGGUAUCGUUGGCUUGUGA
Messenger RNA from Gongylonema pulchrum, 1818 nucleotides. NCBI's taxonomy places the organism in Eukaryota, Metazoa, Nematoda, Chromadorea, Rhabditida, Gongylonematidae. The record is from the annotation of a GenBank genome assembly.